AUGGAUUUAACGAUUUCCAAUGAAGUGAACGGAGAAGUAUACGGACCCAUAGAGAUCAACGAAGAUAUGAGUAUUCGCGAUCUAAAAGCCUUACUAGAGAUAGAUUGCCAUUUUGAUGCAAACAGACAUGAUUUGUAUUGUAAUGCAACACUUCUAGAUAUUGAAACUACCAAAACUUUGAAAGAAUUAGGCUUGAAAAAAGAUGAUUUAUUGCUUAUUAGGUCCAAAAUUGGAAAUGGUGGAGCACAACAACCAACAGCAAUGUCCGAUGAACAGUUAGUUGAACAAUUCAGACAAGAAUUACAAAAUAAUGUCACGUUAAGAAACCAACUAAGUUUUCAAAUUCCUGGGCUAGAUCAGUUGGUGGAAAACAAACAAUUAUUCCAUGAGACUAUGGGUCCUCCUAUUUUAGAAAAAGUUCAUGGCGGAUCUCGACCAACAAACCCAUUUGGUAUACCUCAGGCUGAAUAUGCUAAAUUAAUGAGCAAUCCAGAUGAUCCAGAAAAUCAAAAACGUAUUACUGAGUUGAUUGAUCAACAAGCGAUCAAUGAACAAUUACAAAACGCCUUAGAGUACACACCUGAAGUAUUCUUCCAAGUUCCUAUGCUAUAUGUGAAUUUAGAAGUUAAUGGUUACCCAGUUAAGGCAUUUGUAGAUUCAGGUGCACAAUCUACUAUUAUGUCAGUAAAAUUGGCAGAAAAAACUGGGUUAACUAGAUUAAUCGAUAAAAGAUAUGCGGGUGAAGCUCGUGGGGUUGGCACAGGAAAAUUCCUUGGUAGAAUUCAUCAAGCGCAAGUUAAAAUAGAAACACAGUUUGUUCCAUGUACGUUCAGUGUCAUAGAUAUAGAUAUCGAUAUUCUUUUAGGGUUGGAUAUGUUGAGAAGACAUAGAGGAUGUAUCGAUCUAGAGAAGAACGUUUUAAGAUUUGCAGGAAUUGAAACUCCAUUUCUGAGUGAGUCUGAAAUUCCAAAGAAUCCAAUUUUUGAUCAGGAAAAGGGAACAAUAACAGCGGCUCCAGAAUCAGCACCAAGUAACAAGAAGUCCCCUGAAGUGCCGGUUCCAACUACUGGAAGUUAUAACAGUGGCGUGCAGAUGCCUAAGACAGCCACUACCGGUAAAACAGAAAUAACUAAAAACCUCCCACCACCAACAACUACUUCAUCUAUACCGGCUGCAGCUCCUGGCGCUGUUCCUUCUUCAGUACCUAAAACUGCAGCUCCGACGGCCACCAACCCUGCACCAACUGCCACUGCUACAGCCCAAAGAAGUUACCCAGAAAACACUAUCAAACAAUUAAUGGAUUUAGGAUUCCCAAGAAACCAAGUUAUUACUGCGCUGAAUAGAACAGGUGGUAAUGCAGAAUAUGCAGCCGCUUUAUUAUUCCAAUAA
This is a messenger RNA of Naumovozyma dairenensis CBS 421, 1389 nucleotides long. RefSeq names its product Ddi1p (gene DDI1). NCBI's taxonomy places the organism in Eukaryota, Fungi, Ascomycota, Saccharomycetes, Saccharomycetales, Saccharomycetaceae. The record is from RefSeq and is a predicted model, not a curated record. The transcript has a single exon. Gene Ontology annotation, biological process: proteolysis. Gene Ontology annotation, molecular function: aspartic-type endopeptidase activity; protein binding. Bases 1 to 1389 code for a protein of 462 amino acids.